AUGGUAGAAGUUCUUCAAGAUUUCAGUGAAGAGGGAGGUGUGACCGUUGUGCCAUUAGUUCAAGUCCCAGGAUUCAUAACUGUCUUUCGACGCCUUCCAAAACAGAGGACAUUCCCAAGGAACGAACUGUUCAGGUUCUCGCAUCAGGUACCUUCUCAUUUUCUUACAAGUCAAGAUGGUGAGAAUGCUCCUGAAGGUUGCUUGGAGCUUGAUCCAGCAGCUUUGCCACAAGAGCUGCUCAAGAUUGUCACUAAGGAGGAGAUGAAAGAAUCGGAGAAUGUGGUCAUCAAGAAACCAGAGGAAGAGGCUAAUGAGGUAGUGCAAGCUAUGAACAAUGUUGGAAUUGAUGAUGAAGCAAAGAAGAAGCUUGAAACUGUGGUCAAGAAACCAGAGGAGGAAAUGGAAAGUGACAAAGUGAAAUGGUAGAGAUCAAUUUUCUUAAGAAACCCUGUUUUGUUUUUCCUUUUUUUCUUUCUAGAUGUUUAUUCAAGAAACUACAAUA
Messenger RNA from Arabidopsis lyrata subsp. lyrata, 502 nucleotides. RefSeq lists its product as uncharacterized. The record is from RefSeq and is a predicted model, not a curated record. Bases 1 to 426 code for a protein of 141 amino acids. NCBI's taxonomy places the organism in Eukaryota, Viridiplantae, Streptophyta, Magnoliopsida, Brassicales, Brassicaceae. The transcript has a single exon.